AUGACAGAACGGCCACAGAUAAAACUCCUUCUAAACCAAAUACAAAAUGCCACUUUCUAUGAAAACCAGAUAGUACCUACUGGAUGGAGAACAUAUCCUGAGCGUACCGCAAGCUGGGGCCAAUUGAAACUUCAUCUAUCACCAGUCAUACGAGAAGCACUAUCACAAUCGCGAAAUAUCACUUCCCUGUACAGCCAUCAGGCUGAAUCUAUCAAUGCUCUCUGUAGUGGAAAGAAUGUUAUUGUCACUACUUCAACAGCGAGCGGAAAAUCUUUAAUCUACCAGAUACCGGUGCUUGAAGCAUUGCUGGAAGAUAAAGAUAGCAAAGCCAUGUAUAUAUUUCCCACCAAAGCGCUUGCUCAAGAUCAAUUACGGUCACUACAAGAUAUUAUUUCUGUGUGCACUGGUUUGGAAGACACCAUGAUUUCCACCUUUGAUGGCGAUACACCAAAAGAUCAGCGCAAAUACAUUCGUGAAGCAGCGAAUAUUAUUUUCACGAAUCCAGACAUGUUGCAUCACAGCGUCCUUCCCAAUAACUUCCAAUGGCGCCACUUUUUGCAAAAGUUGAAAUACGUUGUAGUUGAUGAACUUCACAUUUACAAUGGCCUUUUUGGUUCAAAUGUUGCACUUGUUAUGAGAAGGUUGAGGCGCCUUUGCAGUAUCCAUGGAAAUGAUGCUGUUCGAUUCGUUUCUUGUAGUGCAACUAUAGGAAAUGCUGACGAGCAUAUGCGAACUAUAUUUGGACUGGACAAUGUACAUAUGGUGGACGUUGAUGGAGCGCCAUGUGGACAAAAGGAAUUUGUGCUAUGGAAUCCACCAAUGCUGAACGAAAAUGAACCAAGGUUGGGGAGAAGGAGCAGUAUUCAGGAAACGGCACUCGUUCUAGAGUUUCUUAUCUCUCACGAAGUUCGCACCAUUGUUUUUUGCAAGGUUCGGAGGACUUGUGAGCACUUGAUGAAGCAAAUUAGAACCAACCUGCAGCAAAACUCGAAAGGUGACCUUUUGCGUCGAGUCAUGUCAUAUCGCGGUGGCUAUACACCACAAGACAGAAGACGCAUUGAAAAGCAAAUGUUUUCUGGGGAGCUAUUGGCAGUCAUCGCCACCAACGCCCUUGAACUAGGCGUUGACAUCGGAUCCUUGGACGCUGUACUGAUGCUCGGGAUCCCUUGGUCAAUAUCUGCUAUGUGGCAGCAAUCAGGCAGAGCUGGUCGACGAAACAACGAUUCAUUGGCGCUACUGAUUGCAGCAGAAAACCCAAUGGAUCAGCAUUACAUGAGACAGCCUGAUGAACUAUUCAACAAAGAAAUGCAGAGCAUUGCUGUAGAUAUCGAUAGUCCGCUUAUUCUUGAGGGUCAUUUGCAAUGCGCUGCAAACGAACAACCUAUCGAUCUGACUAGAGAUUGCGCUUAUUUCGGAGAAGCAGCUGAGAGCAUUUGCAAGGACCAUUUAGUGAAAGGAGAUGAUGAGCUGUAUCGUUGUCAUCCUAAAUUUUUACCAAACCCGUCCUCGAUGGUGAACAUUCGAGGUGUUGCGGAGGACAUGUAUACCGUCGUAGACACGACUAAUGGAAAAAGUCUCAUAUUGGAAGAAAUUGAAGCUUCCAGAGCAUCAUUCGAAAUAUAUGAAGGAGCAAUUUUCAUACACCAAGGAAUCACAUAUCUGGUUGAUCAAUGCAACGUAGAUCAGCAUUAUGCCAAAGUUAGGCGUGUGCAUGUCGACUGGACAACAAGACAAAGAGACUACACUGAUGUGGAUGCUACGGAAACGUCGCGUUCGAGGAUUAUGGCUGAGGGACAAAUACUAUUCUAUGGAAAACUUAGGGUCUCCACCCACGUCUUUGGAUAUUACAAACUCGACAAAAGAAACCAAGUUAUCGACACAGUUGACGUAUACAUGGAUCCUAUCAUUAGAACAACAAAUGGCGUGUGGGUAGAUGUUCCUACUAAUGCACUCAGAGCUUUGGCAGAUCUCGAGAUAGACAUGAACGCAUCGGUUCAUGCUGCCGCUCAUUCUUUAUUAUCCCUGAUACCUACUUUUGCCUACUCCAGUGCAGGAGACGUAAGAACGGAGUGUAAAAGCCCAUUAGCAACCCGCCAUCGACCUGCCAGUCUUUAUGAGCCAGAAGCGUGUGGAACAACAGGAAAAGCGUACAAUGUUUUUGAAAGACUACUGCAUGCUUCCUAUGAAAAUAUCUCAGCAUGCAAUUGCGAAGAUGGAUGCCCUCGAUGCGUACAUCUUUCUCAGUGUUCGGAACAAAAUUUGCUAGUUAGCAAGCAUGGCGCGAUUAUCAUUUUGAAAGAAAUACUUGGCAUUCACUGA
Molecule: messenger RNA, 2319 nt
Organism: Umbelopsis ramanniana AG
Lineage: Eukaryota; Fungi; Mucoromycota; Umbelopsidomycetes; Umbelopsidales; Umbelopsidaceae
Exons: 16
Coding region: 1-2319 (772 amino acids)
Molecular function (GO): nucleic acid binding; ATP binding
Source: RefSeq, a predicted model, not a curated record